Schizophyllum commune H4-8 is the source of this 2964-nucleotide messenger RNA. RefSeq lists its product as uncharacterized. The transcript has 15 exons. The coding region runs from base 1 to 2964 and encodes 987 amino acids. The record is from RefSeq and is a predicted model, not a curated record. Lineage: Eukaryota; Fungi; Basidiomycota; Agaricomycetes; Agaricales; Schizophyllaceae.
AUGACGCACCUUCUCGUGGGCGCGGCGGCUCGAUUACUCUGCCCUUUGUUCGCGACCCCGGCGUUUUGGGUGAAGGGACAGCCAUCCUUCAUGAAUAAAGAGUCUGCGCUCUACGUACUGCAAGACCUAAGCGCAGAAUGUCGCUUCGCGUCAACAUUCUGGAUGCACGCAGAGUCAGGGAGUUCAGAGAGAGCACCUGAGGCCGCCGCGUCGGCGCCAGUAUGUCCCUACGGCUCUUCCGACGCAGGUACUAUGUCGAUCCGCGAGGCGAGGUUGCGGCAAGCGCACCACACAUUCGACCCCGCGCGCUCUCCCUACGCUCGCCUGCUUUUUUGCUUCAUGCCCAAUCCACGCGCCUACGCUGGUGCCCAUUCUACGCGCUCGACUGAAGGGCCCGCUCCUCCGGUCAAUCUCGCGCGGCGUAAUGUACAUAGGAAGCUUGAAGGCGAAGCAGCGAAGAAAAGAUAUGUCGGAGAAAUCACGGAAUCGGCCUAUCGUCUCGCGCGGGUCCCGCGUAUGGCCUCUGCUGUGGCCGGCUCGGCGGAAGGGUUCAGCAGCUCUCUCGCUUCAGCCCUAGACAUGCAAGGGCUGUCACUUCCGGCUGAGGGUGAUACGAGCACGCACUCUGGGACGACGAUCGCCGCGCACAUUCCAUCGCCCACCCUCCCUCCUCCGGCCUCGUCCCCCGUGAUCAUCGAGUCGACGCCGGUGGUGCAAUCAGAGUACCCUGCUUCUACCAGUUGCCCACCUUCCUCGUGCGAGACGAUCGUCAAUGACCCUUUGGUCCGUCUGUGGGAAGAUGCAGUCAGGGAGUAUCAGGCGAAAAGCGGUGUCGACCUCUCCAUUGAGAGUGCGCUCCCGCUCGAUCCGAAGGAUGAUAUCGAGGGGUAUAUCAAGUGCCAAGAAGAACUGUUCAAGGGGUUCCGCGAUGACGGUCCACGGUGGCUGCGCGCGCAUCUGCUCCCAAUCGCUACGGUCUUUCGAGCCCUCUGCGAACCCAUUGGCGACACUCUCUCAUCGGCAUCACUGACGGUGCAUGCGGAACUCGAGGCGGCGAGCGAGGCGUUUGAUGCAAUCAGGUCUCAGCUCUUCGUUCUGAAAGCAGUCUCUGACGCGCACCCAUCCGUACGAGAAGCGUCCGUGAAGCUUCUGGUCCGAGUCCUCGCCGUAUUCGGGGCUAUCAUGAAGUUGCGGAAGGAAGGACGCUUCCGACAAUGGUUGAAAUGCCUUCGCGACACGAUGCCGCUCUCGCAAGCUCUGGAGGAGUUAGGACGCAUGACUUCGCAACAUCGGGGUGUGGUAUCCGCGGCGAUGUUUGAGACCAUCAUGAAGGUGAUGGCUACGCUGUCGGAUGAGACCAACUCUCUACUUUCAGGGAACAAAGAUAUUCGCGGCUCGAUCAAGGCGAGCUUCGACGAGCUAUUGAAGCUUGUGCGUCAGAGUAAUCAGGCCAGUAUUGACGGCUUGAAGCGUAUUGAAGAGAAUUUCCAGGCGCAGUUGGCAGGCAUCAGCGAGGUAGUCGUGGCCGCAAGGGUUGAGGAUAUUCUGAGAUGGCUCCAAUGGCCUGGUUACUCGGUCAAGACGGCGAAACUCAUCAAUGAUCGCGUACCAUCGACUUGCCGCUGGUUUCUCGAAGGGGAGGUGUUUGCCAACUUCAAGAGGGUUCGAAAUGGAUCCAUUCUACUACACGGUCAAGCUGGAUGCGGGAAAAGUACUAUCAUGUACGCCAUGCGAGAACUCGCUUGCGAGAUCGUGCUUGUUGCUAAUCUAUCUGAGUCCAGGGCCGCCGCCAUGCAAGAUUUGGAACUUCACUGCGCCUACGAGGAAUGGAACGCCCUCGCUGUUAUCCACCUUUUCGAUAGGACGGACCAUUCCCAGCAAAACAUAAUCUCGCUCCUGACUUCGCUACUCUCUCAGCUUGUGCUUCACCAUAAGGAGCAUGCCAUCCCCUACCUGACCAAACCACAGGCGCGUACAGCUGGAAGUGUUGCAACGCGCGACCAGAUGGAGCGCGCCAUACAUGCCAUACUUUCCGACAUAAGGUCUCGUGUCUUCAUCCUUGUCGACGGCUUGGACGAAGCAGAUGAUGAGAGGAUUGUCCACUUCCUUCGGCACCUUCGUAUACACCCGACGGUCUCGCUCCUGGUGUCCAGUCGUACGAUAGUGGCCAUCGGGGACCUAUGUCAAACUGUCAUUUCCGUGGAUGACGAUCGCGCGAACACUGAUGUCGCCAUUCUUGUCGAAACAUCCCUCGAGACCGGUGCUCUGAGGUCUCUGAAGGGAACCGUGCUCGAGAAGAAAGUGCACGACAGAUUAGUCAAAGGAGCCGAUGGAAACUUGCGUUGGGCCGCACUGCUUAUCGAAGACUUGAGGAAAUUGGUCGGUAUCCCGGUCCAGCUGUCUCGUCGUCUCGAAUCGCUACCAAGAUCCCUCAUUGAGCUAUACAAGCAGCGAUUGGAUGUCAUCGACAAGGACGUACAGACUGACGUUCGCCGCGUUCUGCUCUGGCUCGCCUGCUCCCGGGAAGCUCCUUCGCGCAUAGACUUUGCAAGAUUGCUCGCCUUCGAUUAUUCGGGCACCUUUCCUGUCUACGAUGACACGCUCGUCCCUCACCAAGAUGCUGCCAUGAACACGAUUGACACGAUGUUCGUCACAGCGGUGCACAGCAUCGUUCGCAUCGCGCAUGCAUCAGUACAGGAGUAUCUGCUCGAGCAAGAAGCUGAAUACUCUGGCAAUUCACAUGCUCUGUUGGCGCGCAUGAGUAUCGCAUAUGUCGCCGGCGCCCGCCCUGUUGACCCACGUUCGGAUCUCGCCGUCGGCUGGGUCUCUUUUAUCGACAUGGCAGGGAUGGGUUGUUACUACGAGCUCGAGAAAGACAUCGCCGCGAUGCUUCGUCAACUACGUGGACGACCUGACGUGGACAUCCUCCGCGACGUAGGCGCUACGACCUCCACAAACACGUGA